This is a messenger RNA of Laccaria bicolor S238N-H82, 358 nucleotides long. RefSeq lists its product as uncharacterized. The transcript has 3 exons. The record is from RefSeq and is a predicted model, not a curated record. The coding region runs from base 35 to 289 and encodes 84 amino acids. NCBI's taxonomy places the organism in Eukaryota, Fungi, Basidiomycota, Agaricomycetes, Agaricales, Hydnangiaceae. Gene Ontology annotation, biological process: mitochondrial electron transport, cytochrome c to oxygen.
CCAGACUUGCUCCAGACUAAGUAGCUCCAAAGAAAUGGCUCUGUCCAUCAUUGCUCGUUCUUCCAUUGUGCGUCAGCAGGCUUUAGCCCGUGCGCGAUCCCUUCACACCACCUCCUCAUUGCGGUCCGACCAUGGUCACUAUCACCACCUUCCCUUCGACCUUCCUGGAAAUAAUAGCAAGAAGAAGGCAACUUUUGGUUUGAAAAUGGGGCUGUACCUUGCCGUUGGCUUCGCCAUUCCUUUCGGUGCUAGUUACCUCCAACUGAAGAAAAGCAGCGGCGCGGCCUGAGCUUAGAAGUUUUCUGCCAAUCUUUUUUUUCAUAGAUUUGGUUCUACUAUCAUUAUCUGGUUCCCAUCA